AUGGGAUUGGGAGGUGAAGCUGAAAAGGUGGAAUCCUGGGAUUUGGAGAAAUCAAAGGGUAAGAAGAAGAAUAAGAAAGAUGGUUCUUUGGAUACUGGAUGCUGGACUAAGUUCAGGUUUAUUGGCAGCUGUAUUUCUUCAAGAUCUAAAGUGGACAGCUCAAUCAGUGGCAUGAGUACCCACUAUGAAUGUAAAUCUGCGAAUGACAAUAGUCGAGAUCAACCAGCCACUGCAAUAAUAUCUUCAACUGCCACCAGUACAGCUGAAAGUAAUUCAUCCACAUCAAAACUUGAAGAGGAGCUAAAAGUUGCUUCUAGGCUUCGAAAAUUUACAUUUAAUGAUUUGAAGCUUGCGACCAGAAAUUUUAGGCCAGAGUCUCUUCUUGGUGAAGGAGGUUUUGGUUGUGUAUUCAAAGGAUGGAUUGAAGAGAAUGGAACUGCGCCAGUUAAACCUGGGACGGGGUUAACUGUUGCUGUCAAGACUCUUAAUCAUGAUGGGCUUCAGGGUCACAAAGAGUGGCUGGCUGAAGUCAGUUUCCUUGGUGAUCUCAUUCAUCCUAAUUUGGUUAAAUUGAUUGGUUACUGUAUUGAAGAUGAUCAAAGGUUGCUGGUGUAUGAGUUUAUGCCUAGGGGAAGCUUGGAAAAUCACCUGUUUAGGAGGUCCUUGCCUCUUCCAUGGUCUAUCAGGAUGAAGAUUGCUCUUGGUGCUGCAAAAGGUCUUGCAUUCCUUCAUGAGGAAGCCGAGAGGCCCGUUAUAUAUCGUGAUUUUAAGACCUCAAACAUUCUGUUGGACGCGGAUUACAACGCCAAACUCUCUGAUUUUGGACUUGCCAAGGAUGGUCCCGAAGGAGAUAAGACUCAUGUCUCUACGCGUGUCAUGGGGACAUAUGGUUAUGCGGCCCCAGAAUAUGUAAUGACAGGGCAUCUUACGUCAAAGAGUGAUGUCUACAGUUUUGGUGUUGUUUUACUUGAAAUGCUGACCGGUAGGAGAUCCAUGGACAAGAAUCGGCCAAAUGGGGAGCAUAAUUUGGUAGAAUGGGCAAGGCCUCACCUGGGUGAGAGAAGAAGAUUCUAUCGGCUAAUAGACCCCAGGCUCGAAGGCCAUUUUUCUAUUAAAGGAGCGCAGAAGGCUGCUCAAUUGGCUGCUCGGUGCCUUAGCCGAGAUCCAAAAGUCAGGCCGCUUAUGAGUGAAGUUGUGGAAGCCUUGAGACCUCUGCCUGCCCUGAAGGAUAUGGCUAGCUCUUCCUUCUACUUCCAGACAAUGCAAGCUGACCGUGUUGGAUCCAGUCCAAAUACCAGAAACGGAAUACGGUCACAUGCUGCAUCAUUUUCAAGGAAUGGACAACAUCCCAGAAGCCUUUCAAUACCGAACGGUUCUCAUGCGUCUCCAUAUCAUAGUCAGUUCCCUCAAAACUCACCAAAACCAAACGGUAAACAAUAG
Molecule: messenger RNA, 1440 nt
Organism: Oldenlandia corymbosa var. corymbosa
Lineage: Eukaryota; Viridiplantae; Streptophyta; Magnoliopsida; Gentianales; Rubiaceae
Source: the annotation of a GenBank genome assembly